This is a messenger RNA of Stylonychia lemnae, 2457 nucleotides long. Lineage: Eukaryota; Ciliophora; Spirotrichea; Sporadotrichida; Oxytrichidae. The record is from the annotation of a GenBank genome assembly.
AUGAUUGAUACUAAGAAUGGGGAAUCAUAUGAUGGCAUCUUGCUAGGAUGUGACAAUUACAUGAACAUAUCUUUAAAGGAUGUUAUUCGAACCACGAUUAAUGGGCAGUUCUCUAAAUUUGAGAAAGUCUUUAUCAGAGGCAAUCAUGUUAAGACUAUUUAGCUGACUGAGGAAAUACUAGAGAAUCAUAUUUUAGAUAUGAAAAAGAAAUAGGCUGAAAGAGCUAUCUAAGGGAACUUUGAGAGUGAAAAUAGAGGAGGAGGUAUGAGAUCUCAUAGUCGAGGAAGAGGUGGAAGUCAUGGAUCAUCAGACAGAGGAGGAGGAUUCAGAGGUGGUAGAGGAGGCUCAGAUUAUAGAGGUAAAAGAGGAGGAUCAGAUAGAGGAGGUCGUGGAGGACGAGGUGAUCGUGGAGGAAGAGGUGAUCGCGGUGGCCGAGGAGGUGAUCGUGGGAGCCGUGGCAACAGAGGUGGAAAUGAUAGAGGUGGAUUUAGAGGUAGAGGUAAUAAUAUGGGAUCUGGUAGAGCAUUCACAGGAGCUCUCAAAGAAUUCUCAGUUGGCUACAAAGGUACUGUUGGUUCAAGAGAAGGUUUUUAGCCUAAAUAAUUCGUGAGCUCAAGAAAUGAAAAAGCUAAAGUAACAAUUCAACAGCAGAGCAUCUUUGAAUUUAUGGAUGAGGAGGAUAUGAAACAAUACGCAGACACUCUCAAUGGCAAUGAAAAAGAGAAAUUUCUUCAAGGAUUGAAUGAGAACGGGGUGAGUGGAAUUCAUGGAAUGAAAGUCCCAGACGAGCUCAUUAUUACUACCAAUAAUUCAAAAGGAUAUUAACUGAUGAGAGCAAUGGGGUUUAAGGAUAGAGGAAGUUCUAAAUACUGCUUCAAAAAUUAUGAAGACUCGCCAGAAGAAGACUCUGAUGAAUUAGAGCGAGAUGCUGAUGGCUAUUUAUUGCCCAAAAAGAGACAUCUAAAAACUGAAAGAAAAGGAAGAAAGUAUUAUGACGGUCCAAUAACCUUUAAAAAUAAUCUCUUCGGCAUUGGGUUUUAACCAACAAAAAGUGAUCUUGAUGCAUUAGACCCUUAGAACGCAGAACUAUAGAUAAAAUAACAAAAUAACAGGAUUAAGAUGUCUGAAUUCGAUUACACUGGCAUUGAAAUCGAUGAAGAUGAUGAUUCAAUGUAAAUGACUUCAAUCUAUGAAACUUAAACAUUAGUUAAAAAGGGAUUUUAAAAUUAGACAGUGGUUGAUGAUGAUUUAGAAGAUGAUUCUAGACUAGGGAAAAUGAAUAACUCUCAGAAUAGAAAUAAUUUAAGCAUCCAAAAUAACCAAUUUAUCUUAGGAGGGACUCUCUAGGUUAAAAAGAUAGGUUCAAACAAAAUAACUAUUCCUGAAAAUUACAAUCCAUUUAAGGAGGCAGGUUUAGUCAUAAAUAAAGAGACUUAGGUCAAUCAAAAAAGAAAUUUCGUAUAGGAAAUCAUGCAAGAAUAAGCCUAUAAAUUUCAAAAGAAGUUUGUGAGCAACAAUUUGAAUGCUGAUCAGAGAGCGUAAAUGAUAGGGGAAUUAGAAAAUAAUGAAUCAAAAUAUCAAGGGAGAUUCUAAUAAUCUUAGCAAAGUUCUAAUGAUUUUAAGACCGAUUAAUAAAAAGCAAAACAUAAUGAGCCUAAGAUAUUAGUUGAAGUUCCAUUCAAGAAUGACUUGAAAAAAUACCUCAGAUUUAAAGGCUAUAUGCUUGAAAAAGAAGGGCUACUAGUAACUUUCGAUGUCCCUAAUAAUAUGAUGACUGGUUCUUAGCUCAAACUUGAAGGCUCUGAGUUUGAUAAGCUUAUAACACUUAAUAAAAUGAUGAUUUAGCAGUAAUUAGAUUAGAUCUAGUCCUCAAAUUAUGAUUAGGAGGCAGCAAAAUAUCAAUCUGGAGUUUAUACAAGUGAAAUGAAGAAUAGAACACAACAAGACAUCCAAAAAAGAAUUGAUGAUUUGUAAAAAUAAAUAAACAGGAGAGAAGAAGUAAAUUGGUAACCUGCUUAAUUAUUACUUUCAAGAUUUGGCUUGAUGGAUCCUCAUGAAGCCAAAAAGAUUAAGCCCCCGAUGUUUUUUAAGAACAUCCAUUAAGAAGCCAAAAAAUAAACUGAAUUUGAACGCAAAGAGACAUUGCAAAAUAUUCCAGGAAAUUCAAUGGCUUUUGAAGACUAAGAUGGAGAUAAAUUUUUCAAAGAUAUCCAACAACAGUUUGACAUUAACAAAGGAGUCGAAAUUAUUCAGCAAGAAGAUUAAGUCGAUGAAGAAAAUUUAUUAUAAAAUGAUUAGCAAGAGAUUGAAAGGGAAUCAAUCUAGGUAAUACCAGCAGAUCUGAUACCUGUGUUAUAGGAUAAGAGCUUGAUGAGUUUAGUAGAAAGACCACCAAUGUCACUGUUUGAAAGUAUAUUUAACAACAAUGAUGAAGGCAUUGAUGAAGAUGAUGUCUGA